GUUCAGCUUUUAUUCCGGAGGAAUUGUGCACCCUAGUGAUCACAGAGGCAUGUCCAGAAGAUUCUGGAAUAUUUAAAUGCAUUGCAUCAAAUCAGUUUGGAACAGUAACAUGCAGUGCCAUGCUGGAAGUAUAUACAGACCUAGAAGAGGUGCUGGGAGAUGAGCAAGACCCCUCCUCUAUACAAUCAGAUGUACUAGUAAAAGAUGACCAUUGCUUAGUACUACAAGAUACAUGUGCCGCUUCUCCAGAAUGGCCUAAAAGUUCAGAGGAAGAAACUGCAACCCCUAUGUCAUGGGUACUGGAGUCUGGCAUUAAAAAGGUUGAGUCUCUCCCAGACACUGACAGCGAACAGAGUUCUGUCAGUAAGGUGGCUGAAGAUACAAACCUCUCCCCAAUGAUCAAACUUGAUUCUCCACCAAAGGGAGUUAAAAACAGUGUUCCACAUCCAUUCCUUCUCACCAGCAAGCUGAAUAAACAAGUAGAACCCAAGGGCAGUGCCACGAAUGUGGCUGACCUGCCCACCUUUUCACCAUCAUUGUACCCUCCAAGUGCUUUUAAUUAUGAGCGCCCUCGCCAUUUUAUCCAGUCCCUGCCCAGUUUCCACACACAUGACACUGAGACCAGCAAGCCAAAUGAUCUUUGUGUUCCAGCUACAACUCCUGCACCCUUAGUGACCCCUACUCUUCAUGCACCCACUCAGACAUUAAUGUGUUCCAGCAUGACUUUGAUUCCUAAAGCAAGGAGUACUCCAAACAGUGAGAAUCUAUCACCAGCAGCUUUCCUAUCAUCAGUCCUGCCUUCACCUCCAAGCUGCCAGUCAAAAUGCCUUUCCAUACCUCAAUCACCCAGGCACUCCUCUAGAUCACCCAGCCCAACACAAAAGGUCCAAGAACCACCCCUAUCUCCUUCAAAUCAGUUACGGAAUCUCCCUGCCCGGAUACCUCCAGAUACAUUGAAAACUACAGCUCGAUCUCUGCAGUCUUCACCUGUGCCCCAUAUUACAUAUACAUCCAACAUGUUGCCAAAACCAAUCUUGAAGAAGAAUGUUUCACGACCAGUGUCUCGUGCCACAGAUGAAGACAUUCAGGGCUCUAAAGAUGCUCUUAUGCAAGACCUUGAACAGAAGCUACGAAACAAAGUUCCCCAACAAAGAAACAAUCAGCAGAAGAUUUCUUAUGAGGAACGGAUGGCCAGAAGAUUGCUGGGUGCUGAUAAUGCAGCUUCAGUUUUUCAUCUCGAAAAUUCCUUCAGUUCACAGCCUGCACAGCCAGGGUCUCCAGAAGAUCAGUACCCUGGAGGAAUAUGGUCAAGAAAAAAACGAUCAGGGGGGGACAGUACAGAAGCCUCUACCAUCCAAGAGAAAUGUUUUGCUCCUCGUUUUAUACAAGUGCCUCAAGAUGUUACUGUUGAAGAGGGACGAUUCUGCAGGAUUGAUUUUAAGGUUGUAGGUUUGCCAACCCCAGAUAUAUCUUGGUAUCUGGAUGGGAAACCCAUUCGACCUGAUGACUAUCAUAAGAUGCUGGUGUGUGAGAAAAGUGUCCACUCCUUCAUUAUUGAGAUUGUAACCAUUCAUCAUGCGGGUUUAUAUGAAUGUAUUGCAAAGAACCGUGCUGGACAGAGCCAAUUCUCCCUACAUUUGGAUGUGAUUGCUCAGGAACAAUUAUGUCCUCCUACAUUUGUAGUGAAGAUGAAGAACUCACAUGCAAUGGAGGGUGAUGCUGUUAGGUUAGAAUGUAAAGUGAAUGCAUCUCCAAGCCCUCAGCUAUACUGGAAGAAAGACAAAGAAAUGCUGCGUAUUGACCAUACGAGAAUGAGUCUUUCUCAGGACAGUUCAGGAAAGCAGUGCCUGGUCAUUAACCCAGUGAUGAAGUCUGAUGCUGGCUGGUAUACUGUAUCUGCUAUUAAUGAAGCAGGAAUGUCCACGUGCAAUGCCAGGCUUGACGUAGCCACGCGAUUGAACAAGACAACCCAUCCUGCUAGGCCACUCAAAAACCUUCCCAUCGUAAACCAGUUUUCCACACUGUGCCUUGACCCUCUUGUUCAGCACACUGCCCCUCUUUAUGAAAGUGAAGAACUAUAGACAUUCGCCUGUCAUAAUGUAUGCUGUGAAUGACAUCUUAUAUUAUGCUUUUUGUUAUUGUUGUUCUUGUAUUGUAAGACUGCAAGCAAUCUCAGAUGCCUUCAACUCUUCACAUAUUAACAAGACAAACUCACACAAAGUGAAGCUGCAGGAAAGCUUUCUGUCCUCACCUUCCUUCACAUUUGUUUUCUGUUCCCUACUUUCUAUCCUUUACCCACUCUUACCUUCAUGGUUCACUUUAGAAUGACUAUAUAUAAAUGUGCAAAUGUCCCUUGUUAAUGUACGUGAUUUUAACAGAAGUGUUUUUUAUCAGUAGUCUGAAUUGUGUCUAAAAUUUAUGAGCAUGCGUCACCCAGUGAUUGAAAGUUCAUUGUUUGUG
This is a messenger RNA of Danio rerio (zebrafish), 2460 nucleotides long. The record is from RefSeq and is a predicted model, not a curated record. NCBI's taxonomy places the organism in Eukaryota, Metazoa, Chordata, Actinopteri, Cypriniformes, Danionidae.